GAGGAUCUGGGACAGGUUGACUCACCUUUUGGUGACAUAAGUUCUUAGAAAGAAAAGGAAUAGCAGUGACCACUCUGGUCACAAUGGCCAAGCAGCUGAACCCAUCACCCCCUGAGGGGACACCCACCCAAGCCUCGGGGCUCUGCCGUUUUUGGUUAGCUGGGCAGGGGCACUGGCACAGGGCUUGCACCGAGACUGCCUUGCAGAACACAGAUUCCAGUUAACUCUGCAAGUUUAUUUUAGCCUACAGUGAAAUGUGGUAAAUUCUGGUGUUCUCAUGCGUUGUGAUGUAAACAAGGUGUGCUUAUUUAUUGAAAAUAUGAAUAGUGCUCUCACCAUGCCCUUCUAAGUGUUUCAAGUGGGCCAGUGCAUGUGCCGAGCAUUUAUCUGCAUACCUUGUGCCUGCAUCAUGUGCAGUAAUAACGUGUUUUUCUUACGUGUGCAAAUACUUGUGUGUUCGUAGCAUCUGACACGUCGGGCGGUAGCUCGGCAGUGCGGGGUGAGCCCGGCCCGCAGGCCUGAAGAGGCUGCGCGCUCAAUCCCCCCGCACCCGACUGCGCUCAGCGGUGACAUCUCCCGGCGGUGCGCUUUUCCCCUCCCAAGACGAGUACGCAGACCCGCCCGCUCCCGCCCCGCGUCCCUCCCCGGGAAAAGCGGCGGGCGGCAGCGAGUGCCUCGGCUCAGCCCACCUAUGAGGCCUGACUGGGCCCGUGAGGCCGGGAGUCCCCGCCCAGCGGCUCACCGCCCCUCUGCUCGGCCCGGCCGCUGUCCCGGCUCCCGCUUCCGCCGGGCGCUCGCCCGGCGCCGCCUGCAGGAACCGCCGCCAUUUUGUGACGGGAGGCGGCGGGGCCGGCCCGGCGGCAGCGGUACGUGAGGCGGCGUCCCUGCGCCGGCGGGGAGGAGGAGUGUACUGAAGCAUGUUUUUACCAAGAUCUGUUAAAGUCAAGAGGGCUGCUGAUGAUGACAAAAGUUGUACGGCUAAGAAAAAUAAAUUGUCUUCUGGAGGAUCUUUGCUGGAGGAGACCACCGAGUUCCAAGACUGUAAGUCAGGCAGAACGGAAGCUUCUGCUUCAAGAUGCAAUUUGAAUGAAGUUGUAAAAGAAAGCACAGAGCCUGUAACUGGAGAUCUUGGUGUUGCUAACACAACUUUGGGAAAGGACAACCAAAAUACUGAUGAAGACAGCUCUUCAGAAGAACCCAUUAAAUCCUUCAGCAAAUCUCAGCGUUGGGCAGAACCUGGAGAACCUGUAUGUGUUGUGUGUGGUCGUUAUGGAGAGUAUAUCUGUGAUAAAACAGAUGAAGAUGUGUGUAGUUUGGAAUGUAAAGCCAAACACCUUCUACAACAUCAAGAAAAGGAAAAAAAGCUAAAAACUGAUCAACUCACAAAAGCAGAAUCUCAAGCAGAAACUCACCUGCUUAAUACACCUUAUUUCUACAAAGAUCAUUCCUUUAUUUUAGGUUUGCAAGAUGAGCAGAUUGAGAACCUUAAACUGCAGUUAGGUAUUGCUGUCCAGGGCCAGCAUGUUCCAAGACCAAUUAUAGAGUUUGAACACUGUGGUUUUCCUGAAACUUUAAACCAUAAUUUAAAGAAUUCUGGCUAUGAAGUCCCAACUCCCAUCCAAAUGCAAAUGAUCCCUGUUGGACUACUAGGAAGGGAUAUUGUGGCUAGUGCAGACACCGGCUCGGGAAAAACAGCCGCCUUCCUACUCCCUGUUAUUAUGAAGGUUUUGAAAGAGACUGAAACUCCAUCUGCCCUUAUUUUGGCACCAACAAGGGAGUUAGCAAUUCAGAUAGAGAGACAAGCCAAAGAACUGAUGGCUGGCUUACCGAACAUGAGAACAGUUCUCCUAGUGGGAGGUUUGCCACUGCCACCACAGCUCCAUCGUCUCAAGCAGAGUAUUAAGGUUAUAAUAGCAACACCUGGAAGACUUCUUGAGAUUUUAAAGCAAAGUUCUGUUCAACUGCAUGGCAUAAAAAUUGUAGUGGUGGAUGAAGUGGAUACCAUGUUAAAAAUGGGUUUCCAGCAGCAAGUGUUGGAUAUUUUGGAAGACAUCUCUCACGAUCAUCAAACCAUACUGGUGUCAGCUACGAUUCCAGUGGGCAUCGAACACUUGGCAAAUCAACUUCUACACAAUUUUGUAAGAAUAACAAUUGGAGAAAAGAAUCUGCCAUGUUCCAAUGUUCGCCAAAUUAUCUUGUGGGUGGAAGAACCAUCUAAAAAGAAAAAGCUGUUUGAAAUACUAAAUGAUAAAAAACUCUUCAAACCUCCAGUGUUGGUGUUUGUGGACUGUAAACUAGGAGCAGAUCUGUUGAGUGAUGCUGUUCAUAAGAUUACAGGAUUGCAAUGUACAGCUAUGCAUUCUGAAAAGUCUCAGGUGGAAAGAACAGACAUAUUACAGGGAUUACUUCAAGAGAAAUACGAAGUUAUAGUAAGUACUGGAGUCCUUGGACGAGGGCUUGACCUUGUCAAUGUCAAACUGGUAGUAAAUUUUGAUAUGCCUUCAAGUAUGGAUGAAUAUGUACAUCAGGUUGGAAGAGCAGGAAGGUUGGGUCACAGUGGAACUGCAAUUACUUUUAUUAAUAACAACAGCAAGAAGCUCUUUUGGGAUGUUGUGAAGAGAGUAAAACCAACGGGCACCAUUCUUCCCCCACAGCUGCUUAAUUCCCCGUAUCUUCAUGACCAAAAAAGAAGGGAACAACAGAGACUUAAACAAUUACAGAAUAGCCUUGUAACAGGAGAUAAUAUUACGGACAUUAUUAGAAAACACGACAAAAAUAAUUAUCAGAGGCUGAGGCUUGGGAAAUUCGUGCUGCUGUGAUGAAUCAUCCCUUUUUGGCAGACUGAGAUGUCCCAGGUUCCUUAAGAAGCAGCAACUAGAAAUGAUCUUUUAAUAAAAGUUUUGUACUUAUUGAAAACCUAAUCUUAACUCACUGG
This is a messenger RNA of Columba livia (rock pigeon), 2935 nucleotides long. It is a transcript of the gene DDX59, whose product is annotated as DEAD-box helicase 59. The coding region runs from base 918 to 2819 and encodes 633 amino acids. The record is from RefSeq and is a predicted model, not a curated record. The transcript is spliced from 10 exons. Gene Ontology annotation, molecular function: RNA helicase activity; ATP binding; nucleic acid binding. Lineage: Eukaryota; Metazoa; Chordata; Aves; Columbiformes; Columbidae.